This is a messenger RNA of Ustilago hordei, 741 nucleotides long. RefSeq lists its product as uncharacterized. The transcript has a single exon. Gene Ontology annotation, biological process: DNA damage response; heterochromatin formation; leading strand elongation. NCBI's taxonomy places the organism in Eukaryota, Fungi, Basidiomycota, Ustilaginomycetes, Ustilaginales, Ustilaginaceae. The record is from RefSeq and is a predicted model, not a curated record. Bases 1 to 741 code for a protein of 246 amino acids. Gene Ontology annotation, molecular function: chromatin DNA binding; protein heterodimerization activity. Gene Ontology annotation, cellular component: CHRAC; epsilon DNA polymerase complex.
AUGCCAAGAAAAUCAACAGGUGCAGUCUCAACUUCAGCCUCAUCUGCCGGUACAUCUGUCUCUAAGCCAUCUGGACCACGCAAAUCCAUUUCCACCGUCGACGAUGCCGAAUCCGGCCCUUCUUCUGCACUCAUUAUCGACGCUUCGACAAAAGUGGUAUUGAAACAACAGGAAACAGCAUUAAAAUCAUCCGGUAUUGAAUCAUACGAGUUACCACGUACUCAGGUGAUAAAGGUGGCCAAAUCAGAUAUCCCCGAUACAGUUCAGCUGCGCAAAGAAGUGCAACAGGCACUUGUCAAAUCAGCGUCAGUGUUUAUCAGUUAUUUGACUGCAACCGCUCAUGAUCGCGCGACGAAGAAGGGAGGAAAGAUCAUUAGUGCUCAACAUGUGUUAGAGGCUUGGAACGAGUUGCAAGUGGGCGACGAGGGAAGUGUGAAGGUAUUAAAAGAGCAGUUGGGGGAAUAUAGGAGAAUGGCACAGAGGAAGAAGGAUGCGAAUAAGGCAAAGACGAAGGAUGCGGAUGGGAAUGAAGGCGAUGUGUCUAGAGCAACGGGUCAUGGGGAGGAUGAUCAAGAUGGGGAGGAGGGAGAUGAGACUAGGGCCGGUAAUGAUGAUGAGGAUGAGGGAGGAGAUGGGAGCAUGUUAAAGAGAACUUUGCAGAAUGGUCAUGGAGGUGCGGAUGAGGAUGAAGAAGGGGAGGAGGAUGAGGAAGGGGAGGAUCAGUUGAUGGACGAAGACUGA